AAAAAAAAAAAAAAAAAAAAAAGGCGAGCUUUUGUGUCGGCUGGGUUGUUAUUACUAUGGUGCUUUGCGUUGCGGAUUCACACUUUUAUUUUUAAGUGAAGCACUCGUUUAAUAGCAGCAGUGCAAUGCAGACCCUGACUCCUCGCGUGUACUGGGCGCAGAGGCACAAAGAGAUCUACCUGAGGGUUGAGCUGAGUGACGUGCAGGAUCUUGAUGUCAGUAUCAAAGAACAUGUUCUGCAUUUUACAGCACAGGGACAUGGAGCUAAAGGCAGUAAUGAAUAUAAGUUCAGCCUGGAGUUCCUGGAGCCAGUAAAGCAUGAGCCUGUGUUUAAAGUAACGCAGAGAGAGGUGAACAUCACAGUACAGAAAGUGGAAAGUCAGUGGUGGGAAAGACUGACUUGGCAGAUGAAGAAGCCUGUAUUCCUCGCACCAGAUUUUGAUCGCUGGCUCGAUGAAUCAGACGCAGAACUGGAACUUAAAGAAAAGCAAGACCAGAUUACCAAAAUCAGCAUGGAUUCAAGGGUUCCACGUGAUAAUUUCCACAACCUGAAGAGAGGAUACCUGUUCAUGUACAAUCUGGUGCAGUUCCUGGGCUUCUCCUGGAUCUUUGUGAACAUGACAGUGCGGCUCUUCAUCCUGGGCCAAGAUUCCUUCUACGACACGUUCCACUCGAUUGCAGACAUGAUGUAUUUCUGUCAGAUUCUGGCUGUUGCUGAAGUUGUCAAUCCUGCCAUAGGGCUGGUCAAGACAGGUGUGAUCCCUGCAAUGAUACAGGUUGUUGGGAGGAAUGUAAUACUUUUUGUCAUCUUUGGGAGUCUGGAAGAGAUGCAGAACAAAGCUGUGGUGUUCUUUGUUUUUUAUCUGUGGAGCAUGAUUGAAAUUUUCAGGUAUCCCUUCUACAUGCUGUGCUGCAUCGACACAGAGUGGAAGACCCUGACCUGGCUGCGCUACACCAUCUGGAUACCGCUGUACCCUCUCGGAGUGGUGGCGGAAGCUGUUGCAGUUGUACAGUCUUUAGCGAUCUUUAAUAGAACGAGACUGUUCAGUAUCACCCUGCCAUGGCCUCUCAGGAUGUCGAUCAGCUUUGCAUUGAUCUUGCAGAUCUACCUUGUACUCAUGUUUCUGGGGCUGUUUAUCAAUUUCCGUCAUCUCCUCAAACAAAGGAGAAAGCGAUUCAGAACAAAGAAAAGAAAGACAAACUAAUCCUGCAAACCAUACCGUCAUGAGCCAGAUGCCUUUUUAUGAAAACUAACAAGAGUCUGUACCUACCCUCCCCUCCUGUGUGUAGGAACUGUAGUUUAUAGUAAUGUUUGCAUGUUAGCAGUGUUUAAAAUAGAAAGUGUAAAAAAUUCAAAAUACUGUACUGUCUCGUUGUUCCUGUUUAGACCCGUGGAACUAAGGAAGCUUUGACGCAGCCUGUGUGUAAAGCGCAGUGUGAUUUAGAGCUUCCUUUUUAUUGCACACGCCAUCGUUCAGUUUCAGUUCUGUACCCUUUCAGUCAUUCUGUCUGUUCCCACUUCACAGAGACUAGAUGGUUAAUAUGAGUGCUGGCAGAGUGCACUGGGCUCGGUAGGGAAAUCUCCUGGCUUUAGUUUCAGGUUACAUUACCUGUUGUCUUUCUUAGCUUGAUUUGCGUGUCUAAGCUAGUCCAGGCUCGGUACAAGUGUUGCAAAAUACAGACUUGCCUUAACCUGGACUUGAGUCACCAGCUGCUAGUGCACCCUGCACACAAUAUGUCAGUAUUCCUGUAAUAAGUUCCAACAACUGCCAAUACUGAUAAAAAAUAACACUUUGCUGCAUUAAAAAUAAAUAUAAUACUGUACUACACUACCACAAAUAACUAAUGCAAGCUCUGUUUAUGUAAAAUCAAUACUAUAUAGGCAAAAAAGCAUGAGCUGCACAAUUGAAGACAGAAGGGUGUUUAAUCUCUUUCUGUGUCGGGGAGAUGGAAUGCAUUUAUCUGAGGGCUAAAUUCUAAAGCUGAAAUGCCAUGGCCGCUGGAAUGCAGCGCAGUGUGUGUUUGAUAAUGUGACAGAGAUGAAAGGCUACCAUGUUCUUUGACAUGCAUGUAUUUCAUAUCAGAAGGCCAAGGAUGUUUUAAAUUAAGUUAAAACUUUUUUUUUUUCUUUUUUUGUGCAGUUUUAAUUAUUAUAUUUAGAGUAUUUGUUUAAAACAUCAACAAGAUGUUUUUUAUUUUACACAUUUCAAAAACUAGCACGAGAGAGGCUACUCUCGGGUUCACAGGAGGGUUUUUAACUGCACAGGAAGCGUCUCUGCUAAAUGGUGUUGAAGGCUUAUGGUUUUAUUGAAUGUGUGGACAGCACAAGUAUGUGUUUAUUACGACCAAAAAUAAAGAUUUGAACAUGA
Molecule: messenger RNA, 2369 nt
Organism: Polyodon spathula (Mississippi paddlefish)
Lineage: Eukaryota; Metazoa; Chordata; Actinopteri; Acipenseriformes; Polyodontidae
Product: very-long-chain (3R)-3-hydroxyacyl-CoA dehydratase-like
Exons: 11
Coding region: 126-1205 (359 amino acids)
Biological process (GO): fatty acid elongation; sphingolipid biosynthetic process; very long-chain fatty acid biosynthetic process
Cellular component (GO): endoplasmic reticulum membrane
Molecular function (GO): 3-hydroxyacyl-CoA dehydratase activity
Source: RefSeq, a predicted model, not a curated record